AUGGAGCCAUCCAAACGUUCCCUCUCACGUCUCGAGACCAUGCCUGAUGACAUGCUGCGGCUCAUAGUCUCCAAGGUCGGUGCUUCUUCCUCCAUCGACUACUGUAACACAAUGAUGACAUGCAAGAGUCUCAACUUCGGACUGAACGACCCAUUGAUUGCCAAGACACUCGACAUCACCCCUUUGGUGGAACGACCCAAUAUCUCUUACGGGUAUGGGAAGAUGAUGGAAAGUCUUUUGGCAUCCAACAACCUUGAUGCUCACUACGUUAAAGGUAUGUGCGAGUAUUUUGAUUUUGAUAAUCCCGUUUUGGGACUCUAUCACCUUCGUAUCGCUUCUAAGGGGGCUCGCAAAGAGGCCAAGUACCUUUACGGUGUUCUUCUCAUGGCCACGGGUAUGAUCAACAAGGGGAAGAAGAUACUUUCGAAGUUGACUGACGCUAUUGGUCUUGACUCCGUUGAGACGAGCUGGGAGAACGUCCAGGCAUCAUUGAGUCAUCUUACCGUGGAAAUGAAAGACGUGUACGUGGACUCCCUCAUAAGCAUGGAACCAGAACUCAAUUGCCAUCCACCGGGGGUCAACACAGUCUGCUUCAAAUGUUACCCCGCCUACCUCAUGACAGAGUUUUUCGAGAUGGCCUUAGGGCUCAACCCAGCGUCUGCAUCUGCUUGA
Molecule: messenger RNA, 672 nt
Organism: Brassica rapa (field mustard)
Lineage: Eukaryota; Viridiplantae; Streptophyta; Magnoliopsida; Brassicales; Brassicaceae
Product: F-box protein At2g35280
Source: RefSeq, a predicted model, not a curated record